Juglans regia (Persian walnut) is the source of this 1017-nucleotide messenger RNA. RefSeq lists its product as uncharacterized. Bases 1 to 1017 code for a protein of 338 amino acids. The record is from RefSeq and is a predicted model, not a curated record. NCBI's taxonomy places the organism in Eukaryota, Viridiplantae, Streptophyta, Magnoliopsida, Fagales, Juglandaceae. The transcript has a single exon.
AUGUUGUGUCACGAUCAUCUGUUGAAGCAGAAUAUUGUGCCAUGGCAACCCUGCCUCAAUGGUGCCACUUUCACAGCCUUGCUUGUUUAUGUAGAUGACAUAAUAGUUGCAAGCCAUUCCCUUGAUUUCAUUUUUGUUCUCAAAAGUUUUUUGAACCACCAAUUCAGAAUUAAAGACCUUGGAUCCUUAAGAUAUUUUCUUGCCAUUGAGGUUGCUAGAUCUCCAACUGGCAUUCAUCUUUGCCAAAGAAAAUAUACUCUAGAUAUACUUGCUGAUUCUGGUCACUUAGCUUCUAAGCCCUUGAAAAUUCCAAUGGACCAAAAUCACAAGCUAAGCAAGACCACUGGCACUCCCUUAGCUGAUCCCACCUCUUAUAAGCAGCUUAUAGGUCGACUUUUAUACCUCACCCUCACUAGACUAGAUAUAAGCUACCACAUUCAAGUCCUCGGCCGAUUUAUGGACAAACCCACCACCACCCACCUCACUACAGCUAAUAAAGUCCUGAGAUACCUUAAAAAUGCUCCUUGUCAAGGUAUCCUUCUGUCAUCUACUUCAUCAGUACACUUACAAGGUUACUAUGACUCAGAUUGGGCUUCUUGCCCUGAUACACGAAAAUCAGUAACUGGUUAUUGCAUAUUCUUGGGAAAUUCCCUCAUUUCUUGGUGUUCAAAGAAACAAAAUGUUGUGUCACGAUCAUCUGCUGAAGCAGAAUAUCGUGCCAUGGCAACCCUUUCUACUGAAUUCACAUGGCUCAUACAACUGCUCUCUGAUCUAUUUAUUCCUCAUCCUCAAGCUACUGAGAUGUUUUGUGAUAAUCAAGCUACUCUCCACAUAGCAGCCAACCCAGUUUUUCAUGAAAGGACAAAACACAUUGAAUUGGAUUGUCACUUAAUAAGAGAUAAAAUCCUAAGAGGCAGCAUCAAAACUGCUCAUGUCUCCACUCACUCACAGUUAGCUGACAUAUUCACAAAAUCCCUCCCAUCCUAUACCCUUUAUUCUCAUUUAUCCAAGAUAUGA